UGUAGACUGUAGAGGUAGCUAAAUAGUACAUAUGUGUAAUAACCUCCAAAAAUCAUCACAACCUUACAGCUAUCAAUUUACCUAUAUAGCUGCAUGCUGUAGCCCUGUACUGUACUGUAAGAGAUCCAUCCAUAGUAGAGCUAGGGAAGAAGAUACAAACAAGUACAUCCACCCCACCCCCACCCCCACCCAACAAACCCCAAAUUAGAUCUACUGUUCCAUUCAUUUCUGUAUAUCUUCUUUUACUCCCAAUCUUAACACACAGCUCAGUCAGAAUUAAAUUAAAGAAGAUGAGAAGGAGCCGAAAUACAAUUACAAUGUCGUCUGCACCCUCAAAUCUCUGCCUCUGCAAUUUUCUCAGUCACCAUAAAGCAGCAGCAGCAGCAGCCAUUACACUUUUUAUCAAUUAACUUUCUUCUUCUUAUCUGAAAAACCCUUGAAAAUAUUGCCCCUCUUAUAUCGUUUUUUUUUUUUUUGUCUUUUACUACUACUUUCUUGAUCUUCAGCUUGAUUAAUCUCUCGACCUAUAAUUAACUAGCUAGAGAUCAGAUCAUCUUAUAGGGAGAUCUGACUUAUCUGCUGUGUUUUGGCUUUUCUAUUUCUCAAAUUUUCUUGGGAUCUCUUCCAGCAGAAGCAGAAGCAGAAGAAGCAGGCCUGUGAAUCUUGGCAGCUGUCAGUCUACUCUACACGCUGUAAAAGCAAGAUUAGGUUGUGGAAAAGAGGAAAGCCUAGGAAAGUGAAGGCAGUUUUUCAGAGGAGAUAAAAGCUGAAGCAGAAGGGCAAAUUUAAGGAGCAUAGCAAUAUAUACAUACAAAUAUAUAUAUAUACAUCUGUAAGCAAGCUAAGAUUAUUAAGUAUUUAAUUAAGUGAUGAGAAGGGGUUUGUUGGGAUCGGAUGAGCCAAUGAAAGGUCAAGUUGGAGGAGGAGAAAUUGUACAGGUGAAGGGUGGGCACAUUCUGCGCUCCACCGGCCGGAAAGACAGACACAGCAAAGUCUACACUUCCAAGGGACCACGUGACCGGCGCGUGCGAUUAUCGGCCCACACCGCCAUCCAGUUCUACGACGUCCAGGACCGCCUCGGCUACGACCGCCCCAGCAAGGCCGUCGAUUGGCUCAUCAGAAAGGCUAAAUCCGCCAUUGAUGGUCUCACACAGCUCCCACCAUGGCACCCUCCCACCGCUGAAGAAGACUCAAACCCUAGCUCCAACGACCUCGCCCUCGACCCCCACUCCGCCGCCCCCUUAAUCGCCGCCGGCAGCAGUAGCAACUCCUCUUUCAUGGCUUCAGACUCCAUCGUCAACGCAAUGAAUAAUUCCUUCCCGGGCUUCACCACCACCGCCGCCGCCGCCGCCACCAGGGCGGAGGCGGCGGAGUUAGGGCUGUCUCUCCACAGCGACGGCGGAAAUUCCGGCAACUUGUUCCCCGACUGUUAUCAGAGAAUCAACGGGUUGGAUGGUAGGGUUGGAUUUGGCGCCAUGAAUUCACAGGCGGCGGUUGAGCCUCACGCGCUGCUCUCCCAAGGGCUGCUGCCUUAUUCUAACAGGGAACUCCUUCAGUCCAAUUUCGGGGAUCAAUCAUGGAACCUGCAGAGGCCGUUGCCUACCGCCGCCGUGUUUCAGCAGCACGCCAAUGGCUGCCAAUCCUCCGAUUUCGGAAGCCCUUUCGACUUCGGAUUAUUCGGCACCCCUGCAAGAAUUAUUUAUGGAGAGGAAGAACCCGACAGCCAUGUCUAGCUAGCUUCAAAGGAUUUUCGUCUUCUUCUUCUUUAAUAAAUAGCAUAUAUUAGGAUCGAUCGAAUCCAUCCAACAGUGUGGGAUUUCAUUAAUUCUUGCAUUACGUACACUUGAUCAAUAUGUUAUCAUUUUUGCUGGACUAAAUUUAUUUAACA
This is a messenger RNA of Andrographis paniculata, 1888 nucleotides long. Its product is annotated as transcription factor TCP10-like. The transcript is spliced from 2 exons. Gene Ontology annotation, molecular function: DNA-binding transcription factor activity; sequence-specific DNA binding. NCBI's taxonomy places the organism in Eukaryota, Viridiplantae, Streptophyta, Magnoliopsida, Lamiales, Acanthaceae. Gene Ontology annotation, biological process: regulation of secondary shoot formation. The record is from RefSeq and is a predicted model, not a curated record. Gene Ontology annotation, cellular component: nucleus. Bases 870 to 1733 code for a protein of 287 amino acids.